Schistosoma haematobium is the source of this 1098-nucleotide messenger RNA. RefSeq lists its product as uncharacterized. The record is from RefSeq and is a predicted model, not a curated record. The transcript has 2 exons. NCBI's taxonomy places the organism in Eukaryota, Metazoa, Platyhelminthes, Trematoda, Strigeidida, Schistosomatidae. Bases 666 to 986 code for a protein of 106 amino acids.
UUCUGUUGGUCCUUCACGACUCCCUGGUUGGGGUCUGAGAGAUGGUGCUACACAGUGGCUAGAGACGUUAUCAGAUAUGGCUCAGAAUAGAAGCCAAUGGCGAUCCUGCUGUAACCUUCUUUUACUUUCUUCAUAAAAAGUGGUUGUGUCUCCCUUACCUGAAAGAUUUCUUCUGAUUGUACCUUUUCGUUCUCUCGUUACUACGACACUACCUUACACCAAUAUCUUCGUUAUUGUUCUCUUUUUCUCUUGCGCUCCUUAGUUUUUUUUUCUACUUCUCUUCGAAUUUUCAUUGUUUUUUGUGGCGCAUAUAUAUUGGCGCUCUCUUGUACCAAUAUUCAUGUGUUCAAAUAAAUAAAUUUCUUAAAUCUAUUCGGUUGGGAUCCAAGAAAUAAUUCGGUUAUUACUAAUGAUACUUUUAGUUUCACAUUAACUCAGAGUAUUUCAUAAAAACAAUAUUCAAACUAACCCCACUCAACCUAGUUCGAUUUAGGUUGAGUGAAUAGUUUUAUUAGCCCUUAAAUUUAGUGUACCUAAUAAUCAAAUACCUGGUGAAUGAGUCAAUUAUAACUAUAUAUUUGACAAUUGACUGAUGAUAAUUUUUUAAUGAUAUCUCUUUUGUAAAGCGACUGAAUGAAAGUCAAGAGAAAAUAAUUAAUUUAGACAUGAUAUUACAGAAAGCUUUACAAGAAAAAAGAAACACACAAGAAACAUUAUCUGAAUCAUUUCAAAGUGAAAUUGAACAAAUGAAGAAUAAGCAAAAGCAAGAAGUAUUGAUCUUGAAGGAGGCUAUAUCAAAAGAGCGCAAUAGAGCACGUUUAGCAGAGAUUUCUCUUCGUCAGCAAGAAAAGGCGUGGAACGAUAUGAAGACUCGCUGGCAUGAAGAACGUAUAGCACAAUUAGGAAAUUCAUUACCAAUUGAAUCCCGUACUCAUAUGGAGGCAACUAUUGAGGCAUUACGUCUUCAGGUUAGUUAUGUAGUUUAAUUUAGACUCUUUGACCCAUUAGUUAUUAUCAGAAAACUUCGAAGACCGUCCAUGCCAAAUGUAGAUAUUGAUGUAGGCUUUUUAACGAAAAUAAAAUCUUCAGUGAAACAGA